UUCAACGUUUAAAACUGUAACAGUGCGCGCAAUCUAUCCUACCGUACAGUGCCUUUUUAAAAUCCACUUUACAACUAUAGAAACUGUUUUCUUUUAAAAAGUUAAAUUUUAAAAUUAAAAAGUUUUUUUUUGAAUUUUUAUUCAUUCAACCGUAUCAACAAAUGAGGGCAUACAAAUUUUUGAUUCUGGCUUUCUUAUCAACAUGGAUACCAUUAACACUAUCAACAGAAAUCGGAUCAGAUCGUCGUUAUUGCCCCGAAGAGGCUCACAUACAACCAACAAUACGUACAUUGACAGGGAAUCGUUUGGCUGAGCUAAGAAAACAUAUGCGUCGUGAAACUUCAGUGGGUUCGGCGAAACCAUUAGAUGCCUACAUUAUAACAUCAAACGAUGAACAUCAAUCCGAAACAGUUUCAGAUCACGAUAAACGACGUGAAUACAUUACCGGAUUUACCGGUAGUCGAGGUGUUGCCGUGGUUACGCUAAAUAAAGCAGCUCUAUGGGUCGAUGGAAGAUAUCAUAUUCAAGCAGAUAAUGAAAUCUCUUGUGAUUGGUUACUAAUGCGAUCGGGUAAAGAAGGUGUACCAGAAAUUGCAAAAUGGAUUAAAGCACAAUUACCGCCAAAUUCAAGAAUUGGAUCCGAUCCAAAAUUAGCACCGAAUGAUUAUUGGGAACUAUUAAAAUUCGAUUUGGAAAGUAAUUCAACGCUCAGUUUGGUAGGAAUUCGAAAAAAUUUAAUUGAUUUAAUUUGGGAUAAAACUUUACGACCGCCUAAAUCCACGGCGAAAAUUUAUGUUUGGGAUAUCCAAUAUGCAGGUGUUCCAUGGCAAGAGAAAGUGGUCGCUGUUCGUAAGGAGAUGAAAGAAAAUGAUGCUGAUGUGUACUUGGUGUCUGCAUUGGAUGAAAUUGCAUGGUUGCUGAAUAUCCGCGGUAAUGAUAUUCCACACAGUCCGGUUGUGGAAAGUUAUGUGAUUUUAACUUUGGAAGAAGUGCAUUUUUAUGUGAAUCCAGUAAAAUUAACAACGGAAGUACGUCAACAUUUUAAAGCGGAUUUUUGUGCGUCUACGGAAUGUGUCAAAAUACAUCAAUAUGAAGAUAUUUGGGCUCAUUUACGAACAUAUUCACAAAUUUGGAAUAAAGUGAUAUUGGAUGGAGCAAGUCAGGCAAUCUUUCAAACACUUCCAGGCAAACGAUUAUUAUUAAAAGAGUCGAUAAUUAACAAUAUGAAAUCCAUAAAAAAUCCAACAGAAAUUAAAGGAAUGGAAAAUGCACAUAUUCGAGAUGGUGCCAUAAUGUGCGAUUUUCUAGCCCAUUUUGAACAGCAGUUUAACAAUGGCGAACCCUACGACGAGUUAAAAUUAGCAAAAGAAUUGGAUUCCUUUCGUUAUGAAUUAUACGAUAAUAAUUUAUUCAAAGGAACAAGUUUCCCGACAAUCGUUGGAUUUAGUUAUCAUGGCGCAAGUCCACAUUAUGAGCCAAAAAAUUCCAGUUCUAUUCCGAUAACGACAGAUAGUACAAUCGUAAUUGAUUCGGGUGGACAAUAUUUAGAUGGAACUACAGAUGUGACACGUACGUUACAUAUGGGCGAACCAACUCAAGAACAAAAAGAAAUGUAUACAAGAGUUUUAAUGGGUCAGAUACAGUUAUCAUCGUUAAUUUUCCCUGCAAAUAUGAUUAUGGGUAAUGCAGAUAUUUUGGCUCGGAGUCCAUUGUGGAAUGUUGGUUUAGAUUAUAUGCAUGGAACUGGUCAUGGAAUUGGAUCUUUUUUAAAUGUUCAUGAAGCACCCAUAAAUUUAUUUUACGGGAACAAAAAAUUAAAAUUUAAAGAAGGCUACUUUUUAUCAAAUGAACCAGGAUUUUACAAAGAAGGUGAAUUUGGAAUUCGAUUAGAAAAUAUUAUGGAAACAAUCGCAGAUAAAACGAAAAAAAAUCAUCAAUCCGGUGAACCAUUUUUGAAAUUUGUGGAUGUUACUUUGGUACCAUAUGAUACAAAAUUAAUCGAUGAAGCCCUAUUAACAGUUCCUUAUAGACGUUGGUUAAACACAUACAACGAACGAAUUCGUAAACUAGUUGGUGCUGAAUUAAAAAAAGAAUUUCGAAUGAAAGGAUUCUAUUGGAUGAUGAAACACACAAAAUACAUUCCAGAAUAUGGACAUAUUUCCGGUGCAGAAUCAAUAUCACAUAAUUAUUUAUUAUAUUCAGCGAUUUUUGUAAUUAGUAUUUUAAUUUUGUAAUUUAAAAUUUAGAUAUGUUGUUUUUUUUUUUUUGUAAAUGUUGUGGAGCCUGUUUAUGUAUAUAGAAAAAUGUAGAAAGUGUUAGAAAAUCAUAAAAAGAAAGAAUUUAUAGGUCGAUAUUGAAGAGAAUUUGGAAUAAUUUUACGUUAUUGAAAUUCUAAUCACUUGUAAUUGUAAAAUGGGAGUGAGUCUCAGUAAGAACAGAAAUUAUAUAAACUUGAUAGCACUAGGGUCAACCGAUCGGUAAUCUUUAGUCACGUAAUGAGAGAUUUGUUCACGCGCUCUGCACAUGCGUCAAAUAAUCUUUAACUUUGUAAAUCAUAACCUCUAC
Molecule: messenger RNA, 2565 nt
Organism: Chrysoperla carnea
Lineage: Eukaryota; Metazoa; Arthropoda; Insecta; Neuroptera; Chrysopidae
Product: xaa-Pro aminopeptidase ApepP-like
Exons: 10
Coding region: 162-2234 (690 amino acids)
Molecular function (GO): metalloaminopeptidase activity
Source: RefSeq, a predicted model, not a curated record